CUGGCAGACAACAGAUUCAGGCUGUUGUUGGGAAACAUUUUGCUUUUUUGCUUAUUGUGGUUUAGUGGUUGAAAUCCAACCACUGAACUGCUAAAAUUCAAAUUUUUGCUCCCCUCCCAACGUCAACCAAGAGAUUCCGAAGGUCGUUGUGGCUCAGAAGGGUGGGCGAAAGUAGCAUGGCACGCUCUUCCAUCUCCAGCUUGCUGGUGGUGUGCACCUUGCUCGUUGCAUCGCGGUUCUGCUUCAUAGGCGGAUUCUCGGCAGCACCGAGGAGCCUGACCAGGCGUGAGGCGACCCAAGUCGGCACGGUGGAGGUCGAGGUGACAGAUGUCGCUUCUGAGAAGAACUCGUCCUUGCCAGCAGCGAGCGCGACCAAAUCGGAGGAGGAGAAGCUGAUCCGUGCAGCAGCUAAAACGGCAGAAACCAAGCAACGAGUGGCGGAAAAGAAGCAGAGGCUGCAGGCCGAAGCACAGAGAACGGCAUCAGAGUCAGGAGAGAGUGACUUUGAAUUGAUUGAUUGGAUGGCAUAUGCUGCAGAAGCGAAAUCUAUGGCAGAGGAGGCGGGAAAGGAAGCCCAGAAGCCUGGAAAGGAAAGGGCAUUUUUCCGAGCAAAGGAGUUGGGCUUCCAGGCAGCAGGUGCUGGACUGGAGGCUUUGGCUGGUCUUCCCCCGCUGGUUCCCGUGGCGGGUGCAGCUGCCUUGGCCUUGCUCUUGCUGAUUGGCCUGGCCUCUCCGCGUGACAAGCCGGCCCCGCCCCCGGCGGUGAGAGCUCCUGUGGCGUCAGUGAUCAGUGUUGAGACUUCCAAGACGGCGCCUUCCAUGCCUCCAGCAGCUUCUGUGGCGACAUCGACGGCUACUCGAGCAGCUGCUACUGCCGCCGCGCCGGCAGACUUGCCGUGGGCGCGCAGCCUGGCCAGCACUGCCGCGAGCGCGCUACGCUCAGCGGCAGAUGGGCUUCCUGUGGCGGAGAAGGUGGUGGAGCAGGAGCUGCCGGUUGCCCAAUCAGCGCUGCAGUGGGCCUCCGGGGUCACUCCCGACAAUGCAAAGGAGAAGGUGGAGAAGGAAGCGGUGCCUGCGUUGGGCCGAGCUGCCGCAGAUGCGGUGCGUGCCGGAUUGCGGGUGGGUUCAAGUGGCCUCGACUUAGUGGGCAAGAACCUGCCAGCCGCAGAGCAAGCCGUGGGCUCGGCAGUGGACAAAGGCUUGCCCUACUUCCAAUCAGCCCUGCACGAAGCGGCUUCCAAUGCCCGGCGCCUGUCCACGCAGAAGCUGGAUCUUCCAGAGCAGGAAGCCGUACAGGGCGUGGCGGCUGCAGCGCCAGGUCUCCUGAACGCCGCAGCCAACUUCUUGGAUCUCAGCGCGGACGCGGCGCCCCAAGUGAAGUCCGCCGUGGGCUUUGCCACCGGGGCCGUGACGCCCCUGGCGCAGACUGCGCUGUCCGUGGCCUCCAACUUGGCGGACAAGGCGGCGGACGUGCCGCAGUCCACGGUGGAAGAAGGCGUCUCCAAGCUCGUGGACACCGUGAAGACGGUGCCCGAGGCGGCGGAAGGCGCGCGCCAGCUCUUGGCCGAGCUGAAGUAGCUGAAGGAACCGAAGGUGACAGCUUUGUGAUGAUUCCACUUUUUGCAUGAUCUACUUCUGCCUUUUCCCAGUGAUGCAGUCGCAUGCAAUUGGCAUGACAGAUUGUUUUUGAAGGUCAAGGAAGCAUAAUGGAGGGCACGUGCACAAUUUUCCCACAUCCACGCAGCGUGUCUUCCUAAUGCGAUCAGCAGAGCCAAGUGUCGAC
Effrenium voratum is the source of this 1782-nucleotide messenger RNA. NCBI's taxonomy places the organism in Eukaryota, Dinophyceae, Suessiales, Symbiodiniaceae. The record is from the annotation of a GenBank genome assembly.